UCCCGCUGUUUUUUCGUUAAUGGCGCUAACGGCCCCAUCGUGUCGCCGCGGUUGCCUGAGCGUCUGCUCGUAGCAGCGUCGUCGGCGGAGCUCCUCCCACGCAGGCCCGACCAGACGACGCGCGGAAGUCGUGGCGUCUGCUACGCACGCCUCCUAGCUACGCUUUUCUGCGAGAAAAAAGUUUUCGUGCGACUCGACUCGGUGUGUGGUGUGUUUCUUUGUCGCUCCGCAAUUGACCUGUCGUCGUCGUCGUGGAGGGGGCCACUAGUGCGUGCGCCGUGAGGUUCGACGAGAUGUCGAAUCCGGCGUCGCCCGUGUCGAGGACUUCGACGGCGCCCAGCUCGGGUCGCGCGUCGCCCGCCGGCCCCGCGGUCGCCAACGGAAACGGACCCGCGCUUCGACGGGCCAUGCUUCGCCAUUCGUCCAUCAGCAGCGUGGAAUUCUACGACGUCGCGUUCAAGGUGAUGCUGGUGGGCGACUCCGGCGUGGGAAAGACGUGCCUGUUGAUCCGCUACAAGGACGGCUCCUUCCUCAGCGGUGCCUACAUCUCCACCGUCGGCAUGGACUUCAGGAACAAGGUUGUGACCGUAGAUGACUACAAGGUUAAACUGCAGAUUUGGGACACGGCGGGCCAGGAGAGGUUCCGGAGUGUCACGCACGCCUACUACAGGGACGCACACGCGCUCCUGCUUCUCUACGACGUCUCAAACAAGACCAGCUUCGAUAACACGAGGGCGUGGCUGGGCGAGAUCAACGAGUACGCGCAGGAUGACGUCGUCAUAAUGCUCAUCGGCAACAAGGCCGACAUCACGCAGGACCGCCAGGUGCGCACCGAGGACGGCGAGAGACUCGCCAGGGAGUACGGCGUGGCCUUCAUGGAAACCAGUGCCAAGACAGGCUGCAACGUGGAACUGGCCUUCAUGGCCGUGGCACGGGAACUGAAGCAGCGGGCGUCCCGGUCGGCGCACGGCGCCUCUGGCCGCUUUAACAUGACCGAGUACAUUCGCCAGGAGAGCCAAGCCAAGCCCAACGGCUGCUGCAGUAGUUAGGGAUGGCGCGUCAAGCUCCGGCUGCCCUUCUAGCACCCCCAGCAAACUGCGCACGCCGCCGCCCCGCCCCCACAUCGGCACAGAGUGCUCAACCACCGGCAACCGGUAAUGCUGCCGGUACUGGAACUGCUGGCUUCGGGGCCAGCCAAUGUCCAGCACCAGCGAAGCCACGCUGGUCUUUGCCGGAACUACGUACUGCCGCCGUUAACCACUCACUUGGCCUUAAAAGGCAUGGUUCGGGGCACGACAGUAGCGUUCGGUUCCUGGACGUGAUGAGACCAGCUCCAGGACAACCGCUGCUGCCUGGUCGGGAAACCAUUUCGCCUGACUGUGCCACCGUUGUGGACGACUGGUAUCAAGCACUGCCCUUGUUUCCGCGUCCGUCGGGGGUGCAGCCCUGAAUCCAAUCCUCGCGCAGCCAGUCGGUUUCUCGGAGGGUCUGCAAGUCCGCGUGUUCGCUAGUGGAUGACGUGUAGCGAUAUUAUACUGCUCGUACCGCAGUUCGUUCUGCCCGCGGGUCUUCCGGGGUGGCCAACUGCAGAAAAGGGCUAGAUGACACAGCCUGUGGACUGUUACAGCCAGCCUCCCCGGUUUCCCUUUAAGAUACAGCAGUGGAAAUAUUGCGUUUGCCAGAGGGUAGCAUUCGCACGUUACGGCAAGGGGAAGUGAAAUGCAAGUGGGAGGGAGAAGACAUGAAUACUGGGCAGCUGAUUAUUAGGGCCUGUUGUAUUUAAAGGUGUGGCUAUUGUAGCGAAGAAAUACGAGCCAGUUUGUCAUUCGAACGUUCGAACGUAACAACAAUGCAAUGUAUUGAACGAGAGACACGCACAAAAAGAAGUGUUCCCAAGAGCAUAACGGGACACUUUCGAAGAACCACGUCCACAAUCGGAUACACAUGAUCUUGGUGGUUCGAAACCUCGCCUUGCGACAGCUAUAUACUUGGGGUGUUCAUUCCGUUGUUUACGUAACCUACUCGCGUUAAUGAUCCUACUAUAAUGUUUCGCGUAGCGGUAGCUGAACGCUGACUGGCUGUGCGGUGGUCACAUGGCCGUAGAGAAGCCGUGCACGCAAGCUCAAACGCGCGCACUCUUGCUUUACGCCAAGGAGAGGAGAGACGCGCGUGGAGGCUUGCGUUUUCCCUCUGUUUCCACCCUUCCCUCCCCCUUGUCGACCCAGCCUAUACGAAACCGCGCCUGCGGCAGCAGCAGAUGCAGUGGACUGAAGCUUGGACUCUGUUGGACUGUGUGCACGUGCGUAUGUGUCUAUCUGUACGUGUGUCCUCGACUGUACUACGUGUCCAUGCGGCAACGGUCGACAACUGACGUAUAGUAUGCGUGACCCCCUUCCGCGAACUAAAUCUCGUGCGUUGGUCUUUUAAGUGAGAAACGAUUCUCAUAGCGGUGCGCACACUCGAGGCAGUAUUUUUCAAUGUCUUCAAUUCAAAAAGUUCUGCAUUCAAAAGGUGUAGCGGUUAGCAUGAUACGCGAGGCAAGUAUACCUCGGUUGUUUGUAUCGCGAGAUUUUCUCGGACUCGAGAUUUUAGAGAGACCUACGUGGUUCAUCGUUGCCAUCGGUUAAAAGAAACGUGGCUGACAGCAGCCAACUCGCCUAUGCCACGAGAGAACCAGCGUUUUCCCAAGUUUGCAGUUCAGUUGGCGUGUUCCUGGGCAUGGACCACUUGAUGGAUUUCAAUUCAUUGUCGUGUCUAGACAACAGCAUGACGUUCUACGUCCAGCUGGCCUCAACACUUUUCGGCGAUGCCCGCACUUGCACUGCAAGAGGCUGGCGUGGCAGACUGCGAGAUGGCAUCAGUUCACCCUGAUCAUGCGUGGUGACUUAUGGGACACUCAGUAUUACUGUUAUCGUACCGUCUACAAGCAUUGACGCUGUGUUCUUCAGUUUGUCUUCCAUGUGCAAUGUCUGAAAGUGGCUGCACAAUGGCGUUCCGAUUUCUAAAUGUGUCACGAUUCGGUAAAAAAUGUUGUUGCGAUCUGUCUUUGCACUCAGGUUCAUAAUGUCUCCCGAACUUGUUGUUAAAUCUAACCGCAGACUUGUUUACUUAUUCACACGUCAUUCUAUAGCACGAUAUGGAUGUAUAAUCAUUACCAGUGUGGACUGGCAUCUAUGAAUCUGUUUUUAAAGGUUGUAAAGACCGGCUAAAUGCAGUUAUGAAAGCAUAAGUGUUCACGACCCUACAUGCUCAAGUGAAGAGAUAUCUCUGGUAAUUCACAUUCCUAUCGGUAAAUUACAAUGAACCGUUGAAUAAGUGUGAAUUCUCUGUUCCAACUCACCUCGCACAUGAUAGUACAUAACUCGUUAUCUCUCCUAAUCUGAUAAACUUGUAAUUAUGCCUUCCCUGAGCUUAUCUUCACGGGUAAUGUCGUUUGCCAGCGUUGAUGAAUAAAGAAACUGGCCGUAAAGGGACACUAAAG
Messenger RNA from Rhipicephalus microplus (southern cattle tick), 3481 nucleotides. RefSeq names its product ras-related protein Rab-37. NCBI's taxonomy places the organism in Eukaryota, Metazoa, Arthropoda, Arachnida, Ixodida, Ixodidae. The record is from RefSeq and is a predicted model, not a curated record. Gene Ontology annotation, molecular function: GTP binding; GTPase activity.